GCACGCAAGUGGCUCCUCCUUCGUCCCUCUGGAGCCUCAGGCACUGUGCCGACCUGCGAAGGAUCGCCUCUCGCUCCGGGAACCCGCGACGGCCGCGGAGCGUCCAGGGUUAUUGUUCCGCUUCUGUCUCUUCCGGGCAGGUGGCCGCUGUGCGCGGGGCCCGCACGUGUCACUGCGGCGGCUGGAGCGCUGGGACCUGCGGACGCCGGCCGGGGCGUCCCCAGGCGUGCGACGGAAGAUGAAGUACCUGAAACCAUGGUGGUCCGAAGGCGGCGGCCUCUUGCAUCUCACCAUCCUGCUUAGCUUGGCAGGGCUCCACCUGGAUCUGGACCUAGAUCUCUACCUGCUGCUCCCGUCGCCCACCCUGCUCCGGGAUGAGCUACUGCUAGGGGACUGGCAGACGAAUCCCGCGUACGCGCCCAGCCCCUUCCCAGCCUCGGGAGGGUGGGGGCGCACGGACCACCUGCACCCCAAAGGCCGGGAGCCAGACCCCGUGGCAGAACCCGAGGGCCAGCUGUUCCGGGAGGUGCGCACGCUUGGGGUCCCUUUCAUCCCCCGCACCCACGUGGAUGCGUGGCUGGUGCACAGCGUGGAGGCCGGGGUCGCCGACGGGGCACACGGGCUGCUCAGCGCCGCCGCUGCAGCCGCCUCUUCGGCGGGAGGAGUCGGCACCAGCGCUGACGGCGGCAGCCAGGCUGCCCCGGGAGGUGGCGGGGAUCCCGGAGCAGCUCCGAGUAGCCCCUUGGAGGAGGAGGAGGCACCGGCGGAACCGACGGCUCAGGUGCCGGACGCCUGCGGACACGCGAGCGAGGACAAUGAGGUAUUAAGAGCUAUGGGUCCCAGUUCCCAGCAGGAGGAAAAUGAGCAAAGAGUAUCAUCAGCCCAGAAGGAAAAAUCACUUCAUCAGAAGAAUGAAGAUGAAAAUAAUAUAGCAGAUAAACCUGAGUGGGAGGCAGAAAAGACCACUGAGUCUAGAGAGGAGAGACAUCUAAAUGGAACUGACACAUCUUUCUCUCUCGAAGACUUACUUCAGUUGCUUUCCUCACAGUCUGAAAAUUCACUGGAGAGACAUCUAUAUGGGACUGACACAUCCUUCUCUCUCGAAGACUUACUCCAGUGGCUUUCCUCACAGCCUGAAAAUUUACUUGAGAGACAUCUAAAUGGGACUGGCCCAUCUUUCUCUCUGGAAGACUUACUUCAGUUGCUUUCCUCACAGUCUGAAAAUUCACUUGAGAGACAUCUAAAUGGGACUGGCACAUCUUUCUCUCUGGAAGACUUACUUCAGUUGCUUUCCUCACAGUCUGAAAAUUCACUUGAGGGCAUCUCACUGGGAGAUAUUCCUCCUCUUCCAGGAAGUAUCAAUGAUGGCAUGAAUUCUUCAGCACACUAUAAUGUAAAUAUUAGCCAGGCUAUAAGUCAUGAUGUAAAUCUCCGUGAGGCCAUGUUGCUGUGUCCUAACAACACAUUUAGAAGAGAUCUGGUAGAAAGGACUUCACAGCCACAAGAACCAUUUCUGCAAUUGAGUUCUUAUACCACCGGUCCUGAACAGACCCUUACCAGAGCUAAUCUGACAGGAUUUCUUCCACCUGUGGACCAUCAGAUAAGGAAUCUAACAAGCCAAGACCUUCUAUAUGACCUUAAUAUAAACAUGUUUGAUGAGAUAAGUUCAGUGUCUUUGGCUACAGAAAGUUUUGAUCCACUGGAAGUUUCUCACCUUUGCGAACAACCAGAUUCUGAUUCUGGGCUUUCCUUAAAUUCAAGACACAAUAGUACCUCUGUCACCAAGUCUAAUUCUAAUUCCUCUAUGUGUGAAGGUGCUAUAGGUUCUAGUAGUGACCUGGAAUCUCCUACCCACUGUGCUUUAGAAGGGGCUGUAGGAGGCUACUACCCGCAGCCCACUAAGAUUUGCCACAUGGAUCUUAGGGGUGAUUCUGGUUUUCACCGGGACCUUGCAUUUCAACACGUACUCCAUAACCACACUUACCACUUACAGCCAAAUGCACCAGAAUCCACUUCUGAAUCUUCUUUAUGGCCCAGGAAAUCACACAAAAUAAGUAGAUACCUCAAUGACACAGACAGACACUUAAGCCGAGAUGAACGCCGUGCUGAAGCUCUACACAUCCCUUUUUCUAUAGAUGAAAUUGUUCACAUGCCUGUUGAUUCUUUCAACAGCAUGCUAAGCAGGCACUACCUGACAGAUUUACAAAUGUCACUCAUCCGUGAUAUUAGACGAAGAGGAAAAAAUAAAGUUGCUGCUCAGAACUGCCGUAAGCGCAAACUGGACAUAAUUCUGAAUCUAGAAGAUGAUGUAUGUAACUUAAAAGCUAAGAAGGAAACCCUCAAGAGCGAGCGUGCCCAGUGUAACAGAGCUAUUAACAUAAUGAAACAAAAGCUGCAUGACCUUUAUCGUGAUAUUUUUAGUAGACUAAGAGAUGAUGAAGGUAGGCCAGUCAAUCCAAAUGAAUACGCUCUUCAAUGCAGCCACGACGGAAGUGUUUUGAUUAUACCCAAGGAACUGGUGACCUCACGCCACAGAAAGGAAACUCAUAAGGGAAAGAGAAAAAGUGAGAGAAGAAAUUAAAAACGGAUUCCAUUAAUAUGUAUAAAGUAAUGAUAUAUGGAUUACAAACCAUAGAAACUGCUUCAAGGUUUACCUCAAGUAUUAAUGUAUCUUUUAAGUACUGCUACUUGAAUCACUCAGUUAACUAUUAUUUUGAAGCUUAUAUGGACAAGUUUAGGACUUCAAGAUCAGACUUGUGGGAAAUCUGAAGAAAGCCCCACCUUUCCAUGAAGUCCUCCUGCAUUAUAUGCACAAUUUAUAAAUAUGUACAAAGAGUAGGGUGAUGUGAAAAUUUCAUGACUAUUCCAGUGACUUUGGUAUAGAUAUUUUUUUAGUAAGAUGGUCACUUCAAAAAUAGCAAACACUGGAUGUAAUUUUAAAACAUUUCUGACUUGAAAUGCAAAGUAGCCUUAAUGUUCUCAUUUAGUUUGUAAGCACUGUAGUGAGCUUUUCAAAAGCUAUUUUAAGUGUUGUGAAUACUUAAAUUAGAACUUUAUCUGUGGAGGUUUUAUACUUGAAUUUAUUUUUUAAAAAUUAACUUUCCCCUCAUACACAGAAAUUCUAAGCAAAUUUACCUUGGAUAUUUUUCCUCCAAAAUACAUCCAGGAACAGAGGUAAAUACCUAGUAAGUACAACAGCAUGUUGGUAGACCCAAUCCAAAUUGACAUCAGUGUAGUUCAUUAAACUGAUAGGGGGGAUCCACAUUUGGAUUUAAAUAGUGUAUUAAAAGGAAUUAUAAAUGGCCAAGCUCUAAACCAUGGUGUCAAAAACAAAAAAUGAAACUUUUGCAUUAGACUCUGCCUAGAUGGCUCAGUUCGAGUAUCAUCCUGUACAAUAAAGGGUUUUGGGUUCAAUCCCUGGUUGCUUCCCAAUCUGUAUUUCUUUCUCUCCCUUCGGUGAGGAUAAAAAAAAAAAAGUGCAUUAGGCUUUACUGGCUGAGAACAAAGACCUAAUGUCAUGGGGUUUAGAGAACAGAGGUGUGUAUAGAGAAACAGAACUGGGCAAUUAAAGGCAGCCUGCAGGGACGGCUUCAUCCAUAACAUUGGUGUCUCACAAAAACAUUGCAAGCCCUUACACGAACACAAACCAACAGUAGAGUCAACAGAAGAGCAUAGCCUCUACAAACCAAUGGACUGGAAAUACUAAAACCAUAUGAAACAUGAGAGAGAAAAAACAAGUGGACUUGAACUAACAAGAGUAGUGUUUUGAUGUCAGCUAUCUCUACCAUAAGAAUCAUUUGCCCAGUGAUGUACAAAUCACAAGUACCAGGUUGCAAAAAUGCAGUAUUUUGUAAGUGAAUUUUUAUAAUAAACUUCUCCAUUUUAAAUUGGGUCUAGACAUUUCUUUCAAGCCCUGUAUUUUGCCACAAUAAUGCUGCUUCAUACAUCCCCUCCCCUGACCAGUUUUGCACAAUUAUCACUUUAAAUGUUGAAAGGAGUGUAAUCAAUUGCUGGAUGUCUUAACCCUUGGUAUUAUUAAGACACUUUACCACAGAAAUUAUUUCAAGUCUACAAUACAAAAUUAUAUAGCAUUUGGCUUCAAAACUAUGAGGAAGCCUUAUUACUCAAAUACUAAUUGUCAGACUCCCCCAAAUCCCUGGAACU
Molecule: messenger RNA, 4164 nt
Organism: Artibeus jamaicensis (Jamaican fruit-eating bat)
Lineage: Eukaryota; Metazoa; Chordata; Mammalia; Chiroptera; Phyllostomidae
Gene: NFE2L3
Product: NFE2 like bZIP transcription factor 3
Exons: 7
Coding region: 239-2581 (780 amino acids)
Biological process (GO): regulation of transcription by RNA polymerase II
Cellular component (GO): nucleus
Molecular function (GO): DNA-binding transcription factor activity, RNA polymerase II-specific; RNA polymerase II cis-regulatory region sequence-specific DNA binding
Source: RefSeq, a predicted model, not a curated record